AUGAGAUCAUAUACACGACAAUACGAUGUGGCCCUCCUGGGGGCCACCGGCUUCACAGCCACACUUGUCGCUCAGGUCUUCGCCGCAACGCUGACGAGCGAGAUCCGUUGGUUGAUAGCAGGACGAAACUACGACAAAUUGAGAGGGCUUCUUGAGAAGCUAAGAAAACUCAACCCAGAGGGACCAGUGCCAGAUAUACAGAGCAUAGACGUUGUAAAUGACAACCUCACAGAACUCGCACGCAGCACAAAAGUCAUAGUAAACGCCAUUGGCCCGUAUACGCGAUAUGGCAGACCGGUGGUUGAAGCAUGUGCAGCGAACGGGACGAGCUACGUCGACUUCAGCACGGAAACGCCGUGGAUCGAGGAAAUGAUACUGAUAUACCACGAUCUAGCAAGAGAGAAUCAUGCGACCAUCAUUCCCGCGAUCGGCAAUUCAAGCUCUCCGUCGGCACUAAUAGCACUUCUACUCGCAGACCAGUAUCGCAUCCUUCACGGCAAUGAUGUUCGGGAAAUCGUGAGCUGCUAUGGAAUGAAGAUCAACGGGAUGAGUGGAGGAUCGCUUUCCUCUGUCGUGGACGUCGUGGAUACAUAUGGUAUCAGACAUUUGUUAUCCCCAAACCCGUACCGACUGUGCCCAUCGAAGGAGACGAAGCUUUCGCAAACGCCAACCAGCAUACCGUUCCUCGGGCACAUCAAAGAUCCGAUCCUGGGGCAUCUCGCCACAUCCUUUACGGCGCCUGGCAACGAAGCAAUUGUAAAUCGUAGCCAACAUCCCCAGCAAUCCAUAGCUCAACAUCCAAGUUUCAUCUACAAGGAAUACAUGCCCGCCACGAGCACGUUACAAGCCAUAGCGAUUCACAUGCUCACGAAGCUCGGAAUCCUGAUGCUCGCGCUCCGGCCCUUCCGGACAUUGCUCAACAGGCUCAAGCCCGCUUCGGGUAGCGGACCGUCCGCAGAGAUCACCAGAACUGAGAAACUGGCGAUCACGGCCGUGGCAAGAGGCGAGGAUGGGAAAGAGCUGGUCGCGGAGUAUAUCUACAACGGACCAAUGUACUAUCACACUGCGAUCCUUGGCACAGCGGCUGUGGCAGUAUUGCUGGAGUUGUGGAGGGGAACAGAUAGAGAUGAUAGUGGCGGUGAUGCUGGACAGAGACGGGAUCCUGAUAUGUCUGGCAUCCUCACGCCGAGUUGUCUAGGAAUGCCGUUUGUUGAAAGACUGAGGGCUGCAGGGGUGAAGUUCGAUGUUUUGGUUUAA
Molecule: messenger RNA, 1257 nt
Organism: Exophiala bonariae
Lineage: Eukaryota; Fungi; Ascomycota; Eurotiomycetes; Chaetothyriales; Herpotrichiellaceae
Exons: 2
Coding region: 1-1257 (418 amino acids)
Biological process (GO): glycolipid biosynthetic process
Cellular component (GO): lipid droplet; plasma membrane; mitochondrion
Source: RefSeq, a predicted model, not a curated record